GUGGAGCUGGAGAGCCUGCGGCUGAGCUUCCAUCAUGCAGUCGAGCUCUGCGCCUUCAUCGCCAACAACAGGACGGUAAGAAAAGUCUCCUUGAGGAAACUCGGACUCGACCAGGAAGUCGCUUCCCUCCUCGCCCAGUCGCUGGGCGUGAACACCAAGGUCACCUCGCUCGACCUGCGAGAGAACAACAUCGGUGAACCACCCCGCUCCUCUCAUCAUCUCCUCUUCUUCUUCCUCCUCGUCCUGCGCCCUCCAGGCCCCGAAGGAGCCAAGGCGCUCUCCGCAGUCCUCCGGUCGAGGUGCAGCCUCAAGACCCUCAGCCUCUACGGCAACGCCAUCACAACGGUCGGGGCCUGCGAGCUCGCCAGGGCUCUCGAGCACAACUCGACCCUCUCCCAGCUGGACUUGGGUGACAACCUCAUCGAGGACGAGGGCCUGGUCCGCAUCUCCAAGGCGCUCGUAAAGACCACCUCCCUCACCUCUCUCCAGCUGCAG
Messenger RNA from Guillardia theta CCMP2712, 495 nucleotides. RefSeq lists its product as hypothetical. Gene Ontology annotation, cellular component: perinuclear region of cytoplasm; cytosol; nucleus. Lineage: Eukaryota; Cryptophyceae; Pyrenomonadales; Geminigeraceae. The annotation marks the transcript as partial. The transcript is spliced from 2 exons. Gene Ontology annotation, molecular function: small GTPase binding; GTPase activator activity. Gene Ontology annotation, biological process: activation of GTPase activity; nucleocytoplasmic transport. The record is from RefSeq and is a predicted model, not a curated record.